Kockovaella imperatae is the source of this 2290-nucleotide messenger RNA. RefSeq lists its product as hypothetical. The transcript has 5 exons. Bases 155 to 2164 code for a protein of 669 amino acids. Lineage: Eukaryota; Fungi; Basidiomycota; Tremellomycetes; Tremellales; Cuniculitremaceae. The record is from RefSeq and is a predicted model, not a curated record.
UCCUCGACCUAGUCCUGGACAUAUUCAUACACUCGACAGGUACCUUCAGGACAUCCUGUCACCCUAUUCGACCUCGCGGCGAUCACUCGCUUCCCACUCUUGAUCUCACACGUUCCUGAAUCGACAACAUCAACAUCAUCAUCAUUCACCUACCAUGACGCUUCCUCGUAAUGUUCGCCUCCCCCGACGGAUACGUUUCAGAAACGUAUCUGACUCUGAACCACCUCCAGCAUUGUCAGAAGACGAGGGAGCAGCACCCCCACCUCCAGCAUACGAUGAUCCAUCACACGCCACUUUUCCCCCUAUCGCAUCCUCGCCUAUUCAAUCUGGGCCAAGUCAAAGCUCGCUGCAUCAAUCGCGAUCCACAGAUAGAUUGUCCAUCUCGGCUGCUUCGAGCAUACAUCACCGGAACGGAAUGGAAGGCGCCGAUCAUGAUCGACCGCCGCCAAGCCCUUUGGAGGCCGUCGACCCCAACGUGAUAGCGUUGAUCUUGGAAGACUACAGACGGACAAAGGAGUACGUUCGGGAGCUCGAAUGGAGAGAAGCGAGGCGAAAGGUUCUCAAAAGACAUCUUUACAAAUGGUAUGGUCUGGCUAUCGUCGUCAUCACUAUCUCCGCGUUAUUGAGUGCCAAACACGACACCGUCGUCCGAUUUACGGAGCCUCUUACUCGACGGAUACGCAGCUGGCCCGCUGGAUGGCUGAUACCCAUUGCCAUGUUGGUCGUGGUCUCGUUUCCUCCCCUCAUGGGUCAUGAAAUUAUCGGAAUCUUAUGCGGUCUUGUGUGGGGCUUCGGAGAAGGCAGUGGCAUUCUCGUAGCAGGAACGUUCUUUGGCGAGGUAGCCACUUGGAUCGCGUUCAAGUGGUUUUGUACCGUUAGGGCGAAAAAAUUCGAAAAGAAGAACCGACUGUAUUGGAGUUUGACCCAAUUGAUUCGCGAGAAGAGCUUCAUGUUCGUCUUGAUCCUUCGAUUCAGUGCUGUACCAGGUCACAUCGUGACAGCCGUGUCCGCCUCGGCAGGAGCCAAUGUCUUCUCUUAUUGCGCGGCAGCCAUCUUGACUUUGCCGAAACAACUCACUAUCACUUACCUUGGAAGUGCAUUCGGUACCGAAGACAGGAGGAAUACGAUUAUCUCUGUCUGCGCGACUUUUGCUACCUUGCUCAUGACGGUCGUUGCUGCUGUCUACGUCUACUACCAGAUGCGUCUCUUGAUGCGCAGGCGGAAUCGCGAAGAAGCGAUGAAUCUCCCACAGACCGUCCAAGAUCUCAACGCCAUCACUUUAGAUAUGGAUAUGACGGAAGUUGGGGAUAUCGGCAGACGAAGAACGAUCCAUUGUCAUCGUGGAGAAUUCGGACACUUGGCAGAGAAGAUCGGUGUCUUUGAUUCGAGAGAUCUCCUUCACUCUCAGAAACCCUGGCUUUUCGCUGGAGAUGUCAAGGAUAGCAGACUGGGGAUGGGAGAUUGGACCACGUCAUCUUCAGGUGGUGGAUCCAUGUCUGGACGUGGACCCCAGCGAUCCAGGAGUCACCCUGGACCGUUGAACGCAGAGGAGCUGAAAGCAUUCAUGACUGAGCUAGAGUCAUACCGAUCCACGCCAGCGCCACCCAUGGUCAUCAUAGACGAUGCAGACGCGCAAAAUGGAUACUCAGACUACACAGUAUCUGGUCCCAGCCGCAAUCCGAAUCGCGCUCCCGACAUUGAUGGUUAUAUUCCACUGUCCACUGUGAGGAGUGCCGGUAGCAGCACAGACGGAACAUCGUUCGAUCGGGGUCAUCGAUCAUUGGAUCUUGAACGCCUACCGAUGGGCGGAAGGGAAAUUGCAGAUGACGCGGACGCCUACGCGAUCAUGCACGGUGCAAAGAGACCUACUGGUCGGGGCAGAGGAGAGAGCAGAGCCGCGUUACUUGGGAACCACAGUAUCGAAACGCCUCCUCUAAAUGCUGGGCCUGCUGGAAGCAGAUCGAUCUUUGAGGACGAAGAAUUCGAAGCGAGGGACGUUGUCAGUCAAGAUUUUGGCGGAAGUAUGGAGAUGAGAAGUCCGGGAUCGGCAAAGGGGAAAGAGAGGGAAUACGGAAGAUCCAGGGGAGAAUCUGGAGCAGCGUUGCUGGGCAGGCCAGAAUUGGAAGAGGCCAGUGUGGACGGUGAUAGCUUAAAGGGAAUCUGACCGUGCGUUACAUACUGUAUACUUUGGGUCAAAAUAUCGUUGUGUCGCUGUCAUCAUAUGUAUUGCGAACUGGUCUGGAAGCUGUUUUUGAAGAUGAAAAUCGCGGUUCGUGCCGUGACCGUAAUG